AUGCGCCAGAACGAAACACAGACGUGUGGGGUUUUAAACGACUUCAGAAGGAAUCUUCUGGUCAACUUGGGCUUGUUUCGCGCGGGUGUUUGGGUUGCAAGAAAUCUCACACAUUUUGAUCUGAUGUCUCUUCAGCCCGUAACAUAACCUGGUCAAAAUACAUCACCACCGAAAACAGGAUGACGGUGUCUUGGACCAACAAAGAAGAAUAAACAAGGGAUAUGAAUAAAUGACUUUUUAUGAGUAGUUUUACUUUGAAAACACAAACACAAGGGUUAAAAUGAGAGACAUUUGUUUACCUGGUUUCUUGUUGGUUAGGGACGCACUACCACAGCGAUCUGUUCUCUGGCUGCU
Messenger RNA from Perca fluviatilis (European perch), 354 nucleotides. RefSeq names its product mitochondrial import receptor subunit TOM6 homolog. The record is from RefSeq and is a predicted model, not a curated record. The transcript has 2 exons. Gene Ontology annotation, cellular component: mitochondrial outer membrane translocase complex. The coding region runs from base 1 to 147 and encodes 48 amino acids. NCBI's taxonomy places the organism in Eukaryota, Metazoa, Chordata, Actinopteri, Perciformes, Percidae.